AUGUUGGUCUUCAAUCUGUUCUCUAAGUGGUCAGCAUUUAUCCACUUCGUGACGGCUGGGCCUAUUCUCCCUUCUCUCGUUAGUGAUCAGCAGACAGCAUUGAUCAAUAUUGUGAUAACUGCUAUUCUAUCCAACUACAAGUUCUAUGUCGAAGGGAACGUACCAAGCCUUCUUUUGUGCUCAACAGUGACCAUGUUCGGCAUUGUACUCUCCUCCUUUGCCAUUUGCUAUGGAGGUCGGGGAGGUAGAGAAGUGCCAAUAUACCCGAAGUUGUUCACCACGACAAGUGUGCUGCUAAAACUGCUGGUCGACUCCAGCAAGUCUGUAAACGGCGACAGUAACACCCUUACAAUCUGGACUAUCCUCCAAGACACGUUCGGCAUUCAAUCCUUCAUUUUUUCGGCUACUGCCCUUUGGUUCAUUGCGUCUGGUACCCAAGUCCUGAGUCCUUUCGUGUCGAGCAGCUACCGUCUCAACACUGCAAAUAGAGGACCGCUCGCCGUCUCCGUUCUCUUUUGGAUGGGAUUUUAUUUAUUUAUUGCUGGUGCCUUCAUCACAAUAGCCAUUAGUCCCACAGAUUUGGGAGGUAUCGUUCUGGUGGCAUUCGUGGUAUUUGCCAUUUGUGUUGUCAAUCACUACUACAACUCCACCCAAGAGUUUGGUCGACAACAGCAGAGGCUUCCGUGA
This is a messenger RNA of Fomitiporia mediterranea MF3/22, 687 nucleotides long. RefSeq lists its product as uncharacterized. The record is from RefSeq and is a predicted model, not a curated record. Bases 1 to 687 code for a protein of 228 amino acids. The transcript is spliced from 3 exons. Lineage: Eukaryota; Fungi; Basidiomycota; Agaricomycetes; Hymenochaetales; Hymenochaetaceae.